Balearica regulorum gibbericeps (East African grey crowned-crane) is the source of this 684-nucleotide messenger RNA. The record is from RefSeq and is a predicted model, not a curated record. NCBI's taxonomy places the organism in Eukaryota, Metazoa, Chordata, Aves, Gruiformes, Gruidae.
GAGGGGAUCGGUCUGGAUGCCAUCAACGACGCCUUCCUCCUGGAGUCAUCCGUCUACAGGCUGCUGAGGAUGUACUGCGGGGAGCGGCCCUACUACCUGCACCUGCUGGAGCUUUUCCUGCAGACUGCCUACCAGACUGAGCUCGGGCAGAUGCUGGACCUCAUCACUGCUCCUGUUUCCCAGGUGGAUUUGAAUCGCUUCAGUGAGCAGAGGUAUAAGGCAAUUGUUAAGUACAAGACGUCUUUCUACUCCUUCUACCUGCCCGUGGCCGCUGCCAUGUACAUGGUUGGUAUUGACAGUAAGGAGGAGCAUGACAAUGCCAAAGCGAUCUUGCUGGAGAUGGGUGAAUUCUUUCAGAUCCAGGAUGAUUACCUGGACUGCUUUGGGGACCCGGAGCUGACAGGGAAGGUUGGCACUGAUAUCCAGGACAACAAGUGCAGCUGGCUGGUGGUGGAGUGUCUGCGUCGGGUCACGCCAGACCAGAGGCAGAUCCUGGAGGAGAACUAUGGCCGUAAGGAGCCCGAGAAGGUGGCAAAGGUGAAGGAGCUCUACGAGACUCUGGGCAUGGAGUACGAGGAGAGCAGCUAUCGGCGCCUGCAGGAGCUGAUCGGAAAGCACGCCAACCGCCUUCCCAGGGAGAUCUUCCUUGGCCUGGCACAGAAGAUUUACAAGCGGCAGAAGUGA